AUGGACAGCUCUCCCGCCUCGCCUUUGGCCCCCAGGGAUCCCAGCUCCCCUGAAUCUUCGAUCGGCGAACAAAUCGCCACUCUACAGGCCCAGCUUGCCGCUCUGCAGGCCUCGCAACCCGCCGCCGCCGCAGCCGCCGCACCCCCGGCCGUCACCGUCGUGCCGGGGAACGCCGCCACCGCAUCCAAGGUCGUGUUUCCCAAGCACGCUCGUCUGGACGGCCCCAAGUCGUUCACCAACUGGUUGCGUCAACUCCGUCUUGCACUCCCGAACCAGGUUCGUGGUUACGUUCUCGACGGUGUCGUUCCCCCGACCUGGACCGCCGACCAGCUUGCCGCACGUGACGACGCCGCCCGGGAAAUCAUCGUUGGCUCUAUCGACUCCGCCGACGUAUCGGCCACCCUCGACGCCAUCCCCAGCGACGACCUGUCGGCACCGCGCAUCUUUGCCGCUCUCAAGGCUCGUUUUGCACCGGACGACGCUACACGCACUCUCGAGUUGUUCGCUCGCCUUUGGGACUUCAGGAAGAUGCCUGCCUCCGUCGAGGCCUACGACACUUGGCUACGCGAGUACAUGUCGAUUGCUCAGGAAAUACGCGACGCCAAAACAUCGCUCAACGACGUGCUCGCCACCCACGUGCUCGCCAUGGUCCCGUCUUGCCUCGACAGCUUCCGACUCACGUUCACGGACGAGCAGCGAAACCGACGCGACCUUCCCGAACUCACGACGCUUACGGACCGCAUUCGCAUCCAGCUUCGUUCGGCAGGACUCUCGACCUCGCAUUCGGCCAUGCUUGCCACCAGCUCCCCCUGCCCCGCCUGCCGCGCUCCCGGUCACCGCCUGCGCGACUGCACUUCACGUGCGAAGCACCCGCCCACCGGCCCCUGCCGCCGAUGCCACAAGAAAGGUCACUGGGCACUCGACUGCAAGAACCGGGGUGAACAGGCACGUAGCAGCGACGACACCCAGGACGACACGUCUUCCUCCGCGGCCUCGCAACCGAACGUCGGCUAUUUCGCCUCCUGCCUCUUCGCUCGUCGCCAACUCCCAACUGACGCCUUUGUAGUCGAUUCGGGUGCCACGACACACAUGGUCGCCGACCGAUCUCUAUUCACGACUUAUCGUCAGACGGCACACACCAAGAUCGGCGGCAUCGCGGGCGGCAUCACGGCUAUCGGCAUGGGGGACGUGGCAUUCGUCGCCAAGACUGGACACCCGAUCACGCUCCGUGGUGUUCUUCACACGCCUGGCCUACACGUCAACCUCCUCUCUGUCUCUCGCCUCUGCGACACCGACCGCGUUCGUCUCGCCUUCACCAGCGACGGCAUCGACAUCGCCAAGGACGGCCGGGCCAUUGCUCACGGUACCAGGGUCAACGACGGUCUUUACCUUUUGGACGCGGAUCACACCAAGUGUCAGCAUCUUGCCUUCCUCUCACGCUCUGAGUCUCCCGUGCCCCUGCUUACCCUACACCGCUGCCUCGGCCAUCUUGCCCCAUCCUCUAUACAGAAGAUGAUUGCUGCAGGUUUGCUGGACGGGUUUGGGGCCGGGUACAGUGACAAAGACGUAGAGGAGUUUGUUUGCAAUGCUUGCCUUGGUUCCAAAGGUCACCGCCUUCCCUUUCCCGACUCUGAGUCGCAUUCCGCCGAGAGACUUGGCCUCGUGCACAGCGACGUCCUGUCGUUCCCCACUCCGUCCUUGACCGGGAAGCGCUACCUUGUCACGUUUCUAGACGACCACUCUCGCAAACUCUGGGCAUAUGCGAUCGAUCACAAAAGCGAUGUUUUCCCGACCUUCCAGACUUGGCUCGCCGAAGUGGAGUUAGAGACGAACGCGCGGUUGAGGAUCCUUCGAACCGACAAUGGCGGGGAGUACCGAUCAAACGCAUUCACGGAGUUCUGCAAAUCCAAGGGCAUUCGUCGUCAAUACUCUAUCCCUUACACGCCUCAACAAAACGGUCGCGCCGAACGUGUCAACCUCUCCAUCGUCGAGGGCGUCCUCGCUCUCCUUGCGGACGCCCGUCUGCCGGCCACCUUUUGGGAUGAAGCGGCUGCGUAUUUCGUUUAUUGCAAAAACAGGUGCUCACACUCAGCUUUGGCCAAACAGACUCCAGAAUCCGUUUGGAACGGCCAACGCACCACCGCCACCGCCCUCCACCCGUUCGGCUGCACAGCCUGGCUCACGGUCGCCCCGGACCUUCGCAGCAAGCUCGACCCCAAGGCCGCGCGCGUGAUCUUCACAGGUUACGACCUCGCCUCCAAAGCUUUCCGUUUCUUUGACCAUUCCAUCAACAAGAUUGUACUUGGUCGCAAUGCCACCUUCCUCGACGACGACUUCCCCGGCCUGCCAGUCACCACGCCCGUCGAUGCAGACGACACCGACCGUCAGUUCGUCGUUCCCGCCGACACGCCCGCCCCUGCCGUCAAGACGAGGACCCCACUAGUAAGGUCGGCGCACAUGGACGUCUCAUCCUCCCUUGAUGAUUCUGCCAUGAGCGCCGUUGACGUGGCCCCAGGGUACACUGGCGGAACCUUACUUAAUUCCACAGAUACCGAAUCGUCCUCGUCACCGUCUCCUGAGCCGUCCUCGUCACCGUCGCCCACAAACCCUUUGUCACCGUCGCCUGCGCUGUCACCGUCGUUGGCAGCGUCAUCGUCACCCUCGGUCUCACCGACCGACUCUGACUACUCCGCCGACCCUCUGGACCUCAUCGGCUCACAGACCCCGACUCGCCUUGGCCCACCGGACGUGCACCGCCCAGACUUCAGCACGUACCGUGAGCCCGCAUCGGCUGAGGAGUCGCCCGACGAACUCGACAUCAUUGGGCGUCACUCGCGCGAUGAAUCGCCGGAUGAAAUCGAUUUCCUCACCCAACACCACCGCGCCUUCAUCGCCACAGACGACGACGACCCCACCCUCGACGCCAUCGAGCCCGUCAAAUCGAUCACUAGCGACCCCCAGACCUGGCGCGAAGCAAUGUCCAGCGACGAGCACAACAUCUGGGCUGAGGCCGCCGCCGCCGAGUUCACCGCCAUGCGCGACGACUUCAAGGUGUUCACCAUCGAGCCUCGCUCAUCUGUACCGCCGGGCGCCACCAUCGUCACCUCCAAAUUCGUCUGGAAGACCAAGCGCAACGCAAGCGGUGAAGUCACGGGGCGGAAGGCACGUCUUGUAGCGCAGGGUAACCGACAGCGCGACGGCAUCGACUUCUCAGAAACCUUCGCACCCGUCGCCCGUUUCUCCUCCAUUCGCUGCCUCCUGGCUCUUGCCGCUGCCAAUGGCUACCACGUUCAUCAGGCCGACAUCGACAAGGCUUACCUCCACGGCGAGCUCGAUCAUGAUAUCUGGAUGACGACACCACGCGGUUUCGACUUCCCGAGCGAUAAGGUUCUCCGGCUGCGACGCUCAAUCUACGGUCUCAAGCAGGCCGGUCGCAUCUGGAAUCGUCACAUUGACACAUCACUCAGGAAUCUGGGGUACAAGGCAACAGGCACUGAUCACUGCAUUUACUCUCGCAUUGACGAUCAGCAGCGGCCUCACUAUAUCGCCUUGUAUGUCGACGACCUCCUCAUUGUCAGUCCAGCCCUCGACGAGAUCGAACGUGUCAUCUCCGGCCUUGAACAGCGGUACGGCGUAUGAAGGAACAAUAUACCACUGCACCAAAAGGCGAGGCACCUCUACUUCAGUGAGCGCAUAUUGUCCUAGAAGUGAGAUGGAGCGAAGUUCAACACCCCCCUGUGCGCGAAGCUGAAGAGCUUGUGGCAGUGGGUGCGGCUUGUGAGGCAACUGGGCAUGUUGAUCAGGUCGCUUGGGCAAGUGCAGCUUGGGCACUGUGAGCACUGUCGAUGCGCCAGGGUGCUUGGCACGCCGCUGGGCAAGUGCGGGGGCCGGGACGCUGAGUGUAUGCGCGCAAAAUUGCCUGACCCCAGGGGGGAUUGAACUCAUGACCUGCUGGUUGCUCUGGGCUCAUAACCUAUGAAGGAACAAUAUACCACUGCACCAAAAGGCGAGGCACCUCUACUUCAGUGAGCGCAUAUUGUCCUAGAAGUGAGAUGGAGCGAAGUUCAACACGGCGUCAAACGACUCGGCCCCGCGGAGUACAUCCUCGGAAUCCAAAUACGCCGCCUGGACGACGGUUCCAUUGCUCUAUCCCAGGAGCGCUACAUCAUGGACGUGCUGGCCCGUUUCCACUUCGACACCACGACACGCGGCACUACGGUGCCGAUGACGCCCGGCCUCUCGCUCACGGCAAUUCCGGGUCAGGGAACGGAGCGCAUUCGUUCGUGGUACCUACAGGCCAUCGGCUCCCUCCUCUACAUCUCCCUUGGCACUCGACCCGACAUUGCCUUCGCCGUCUCGUACCUGUCCCGGUUCGCCAACAACCCCGGCCGCCGCCAUUGGAUUGCCGUCAAACACGUCCUUCGCUACCUUCGCGCCACGUACCGCGAUGAGCUUCUCUAUGCCCGCGGCCCAGCAAAAGUCACGGGUGUGGUUGGUUAUUCUGAUGCGAACUGGGGCGCCUGCGUCGACACAUCCAUUUCAACGAUGGGCUACGUAUUUUACUUGGCAGGCGCCGCUGUCUCUUGGUCGUCGAAGCGUCAGACUCGGGUAGCGGAUUCCACCACUGAUGCCGAGUACCUGGCCUUGUCGCACGCGGGUAAGGAAGCGAUCUACCUUAACCAACUCCUCUCCGAGCUCCACGUUUGCCCAAUCGCUGCAGCUCACAUCUUCACCGACAACGAGGCCGCGGCCGCCGUCGCUCACGACCCCGUUCGCACCUCCGGCACCCGGCACAUUCGCCUCCGCGAGCAUUUUGUCCGUGACAUGGUCAAUCGAGGUGAUAUCUCUCUCUCACACGUUGGCACAGCAGACAUGGUUGCGGACGUAUUCACCAAAGCGCUAGGCCCCAAGAUUUUUGGUACACAUUGCUAUGCUCUAGGCCUCCGGACGCGACAUCCACGGCUCAAGUCUACCUCGCGUUCGCGUGGGGGGGGGUGUGAGGAAUCCACUCUCCGCUCGGCUCAGGACUUAGGCGCGCGGAGCGAACCGGGCGCGGACUUAGGCGCGCGGAGUGAGCCGGGCGCCCCGGCCCAGGACUUAGGCGCGCGAAGCGAGCCUGGGACUUAGGCGCGCGGAGCGAGCCUGGGCCAUUGGCUCAGCCCCAGGCUCGCUGGCUGUGGACUUGGGGCGCGCGGGUCUCUUAUUGUUAGCUUCCUAUUCAUCACUCUUGGCUAUAACUACAUCGCUGACGUAGUAGAGUUGAUCGAAUAGGUAUGUUGAAAUGCAUUUAUCACUCUUGGCUAUAACUACAUCGCUGACGUAGUAGAGUUGAUCGAAUAGGACCUCAGUGACCCAAGUGACGAACCGACCGACGCCAAGCGAGUCAUCAUCAAAGGGAAGAGCCGCGUCGUGGUGAAGGAUGGAAUAGAGGGGCGGAGGGUGACGAGGUCGAUGUCGGCGGCAGCGGCGAUGCAGGUCGAGGUGACGAAGGUGGACAGAGGGAAAGGAAGAGGGUAG
Molecule: messenger RNA, 5517 nt
Organism: Microbotryum saponariae
Lineage: Eukaryota; Fungi; Basidiomycota; Microbotryomycetes; Microbotryales; Microbotryaceae
Source: the annotation of a GenBank genome assembly